Molecule: messenger RNA, 567 nt
Organism: Anthostomella pinea
Lineage: Eukaryota; Fungi; Ascomycota; Sordariomycetes; Xylariales; Xylariaceae
Source: the annotation of a GenBank genome assembly
AUGCAGGCCAUCAUCGGAAUCACCUUCCUCAACCUUGCUGUCGUCCUCGCCAGCUUCAUCGGCAACUUCAUUGUGGCUGUUAUCACCUUCGCCCGCCAAGAGAUUGACUGGUCCACAUUUCUCACGAUGACCGAUGGAAUACCGUGUUCGAUCCUGAUAGGGUUGUGCCAGCAGGCCAAUUAUGGUUACCAGGCCUACGCCUUUUGGGUCAUGUCAGAUUCGCUCAGGGCUCUCGACUGCCCGCUUGCUUGGGUAGCUAAGGCGAUGGCCAUUUACUACAUUGUGGUCGCUUCGGUGGGCUCUUUCCUCACCCUGCUGACAUGGUGUGCGUCAGGUCUUAAGAAAGUUCUCGAAGGAUUUGCCAUGGUCCUCGCAUCUGCCCCGAACCCGAACCCGAACCCGAACCCGAACCUCAAUUACGUGAACAACCAAUUCCCGAACCACAACCAAGCCGCAGUCAACAACCAAGCCGCGAAUGCCAAUGGCAACCCUGGCUACUGGAUAGAGAUGCAUCCCGUGGGUUACGGGCCUGGUCAGGAAGGUAUGGACGCGGGAAUCCUACCUUGA